GUGUGUGUGCUACAAAGCUAGCCGUGCUGUUCAUCAUCAUUCACAUUGGUAAAAACAGUACAGUACAGUAAAGAUGCUGCCCUGUUUUGUGUUAACGAACUAGACUAUCAUUUACAUCGUUUUCACUCAUUUCAGACAGGCUUUGUGCCGAUAAGGAAAACUUGAGUAACCGUGGCGCUGUUAAGCUAACGAGGACAAGCUAGAGAAAGCUAGCACCACCAAACGGCCACGCCAAGAUGGACGGAGCUGCUGCCGCGGCGAUCACAGAGGAUGGAGCCGCAAACAAACCCUUCGACGGACACAGAGCAUCAGAAAACAACGUCGGUCCAUCGGCUGAGGACAUAGCAAGUGACAGGGUUGGGGUUUUCUGCUGUCAGGAUUGUGGAGAAGCCUUCAGAGAGGAGGCAGCCUACUUGGAGCAUCGCCAUCAGCACUUGCAAGAAAAUGUGCAUUUAGUCAAAGAAUGCAGCAUUGUGUGUAAGGAUUGUGGACUGAAGUUUACACACUGGCAAGUCUUCAAGACUCACCUGCACCAGCAUGCCAUGGAAGAUGAGGAGGAGGAGGAAGAUGCUCAAACAGGAGACAACAGAAAUCCUGCAGCAGAGCUGCUCCCUGGCGGAGAACACAGGGAUGAAGGCCUGGGCUGUGCUGCCAAUGGGUGUGACACAAGCAGUUCAUCGCAAACAAAACCCUCAGAUUUAAUACAAAGUGCCUCAUUGAAGAAGAAUCAACAAAAAGUUUACGCUUGCUUGGUCUGUGGGAAGGUUUAUACAUACCUGGUUUCUUUCCAAAAACACCAACAGCAGCAUGAAAACCGCUCCUCUACAACAGACAAUCAGACUGCACAGAAUUUGCAUAAAUAUGAGUGUUCAGACUGUGGGAUGUCCUUCAGCAGGCGAACACGGCUAUUUGGUCACAUGAGAGUUCACAGGUCACGCAGACAACAGAGAUCGAAACCUCCUAGAUGUGAUCAGUGCAACAAAGACUUCUCGUCUAUGAAGUCAUGGAUGAGUCAUAUUGAUAUCCACAAAGAGAAACCGUUCUGGUGUUUAAGUUGUGCCAAAGGCUUCAGAGAUGAAGUGUCACUGGAUAAACACCUUCAGAGUCACAGUCUGAGGCAACACAAGUGCAACAUUUGCCACAAGAGAUUCCAAAUGUCUGCCCAGCUUAUGAAUCACUACAACACCCACACCGGAGCAAAGCCUUAUCAGUGUCCAUUCUGUGGCAAGACCUUUUCCCAUGCUGGAAAUCUGAUUACACACAAAAAGAAGCAUCUUAGAGUUUAUGUUGGGUCCAGUGGGAUGCUUCUGGGCAGCAGGAAUUCUGGGAUUUUCACAAAGAAGCGAGUCAUUAAAAAGAAGCUACCUGUUCUCGCCAGCAUCCAAGAGGAGCCAGAGAUGGAUACAAACAUGGAGGAGCUGCAGGGAAAGGAUGAAAGUGGAGUGAGAAGUGAAACUCAAAAGGAGUAUGCUGAGUUUGGGGAUCACGCCAACUCCGAAGAGUCUGAUUGCGGCGAGCCUGUACAUUACUUGGCUGGUACGGCUGGAUCUGAUCCACCUGAAGAGUCAAAAUCAGAAACGGUGCAACCACAAGCAGGACAGGACCUGGACGAGAGUAAGUCGCAGGAAACAAAUAUGUACAGAGAGCAUAAAUACUGGGAAUGGGAGUGUUUUGAAUGUGAUAUGGGUUUUGAUGAUGUGGCACACCUGCAUUUGCAUUAUAUAAAACAUGCCACUGGGGAGCUGCCUUUUCCACAGUAUGAUAUUGAGGGAUGAAGGCUCACAGAGAAAUUUAUUUUCUCAUACUGAUGCCAAUAAUACCAAUAAUUUUGAUACAUUUGGGGAAGUUAAUAGUUUUUAUCACUUUUUUUUUUUUUUUACUUUUCUAUGUCAAAGAUUAAUGGUUUGGGCAAAGAAACAAAGAGUUAACAACUUACUGUGGAACUAUGUCUAGUAUGUUUUGAAUUCACUGUGUUAAACAAAGUCAAGGACAAAUAUCCUUAGUCUGUUGUAGAUACUUGUGAGAUUGAUCUUGAGUAUCUACAGCAGACUAAGCCUCAACAGUCUGAUGCUACAAGAUUUUACUGCAUGUGUUUAAUGUAUAGGUGUCAUAUGUAAACUGAGAUUAAAACUACAUGUUGCAAAAUGUUGUUAUGAACCAAAAGUGAAAAAGUGAGAUCAUGAAAAACUAGAAAGUAAAUCUAUACCUCAUUCUACUUUU
This is a messenger RNA of Seriola dumerili (greater amberjack), 2220 nucleotides long. Its product is annotated as zinc finger protein 660-like. The transcript is spliced from 3 exons. The record is from RefSeq and is a predicted model, not a curated record. Lineage: Eukaryota; Metazoa; Chordata; Actinopteri; Carangiformes; Carangidae. Bases 237 to 1775 code for a protein of 512 amino acids.